GGACACUAUACUGCAGGUCGCGCGCUCGUCAGCAUGCAGCGCGCGCGGACGACAACGCUGCGGCAGCUCGUGCGCCUUCAUCAUCAUCAUCAUCAUCAUGGGGACGCGCGCUCGGCGGGAAUCAUCGGCGCGCCUUUCUCCAAGGGACAGCCGCGGGCCGGCGUGGACAGAGGACCGGAUGUGAUCCGCGCCGCGGGACUGGUGCGCAGGCUGCAGGCGCAAGGCUGCGUGGUGAAGGAUUAUGGCAACGUGGACUUUGAGGAGGUGGUGUUGGAUGAGAUGGUGGGUCGUGUGAGAAGCGUGAGAGCUGUGGGCAGCGCCAACCAGAGGCUGUCGGAGGCGGUGCAGGCGGUGAAGAGAGACGGGCACACGUCUGUGAUGCUGGGGGGGGACCACAGCCUGGCCAUGGGCUCCAUCCACGGUCACGCGGCGGCGGUCGGCGAGCUGAGCGUGGUUUGGGUGGACGCCCACGCGGACAUCAACACGCCGCUGACCACGCCCACUGGCAACAUGCACGGACAGCCCGUGGCCCACCUGCUGCACGAGCUGCGCUCAAAGAUUCCUGCCCUGCCAAACUUCUCCUGGCUGAAGUCGUGCGUGCACGCCAGAGACCUGGUCUACAUCGGCCUGAGAGACCUGGACCCUGAGGAGCACUACAUCCUGAAGAUGCUGGGAGUCAAGGUGUUCUCCAUGACCCAAGUGGACCGACUGGGCGUGGCCAGAGUGAUGGAGGAGACAUGUGACUUCCUGUCUGACAGGGUGAAGAAACCGAUCCACCUGAGCUACGACGUCGACGCCAUCGACCCGUCGGUUACCCCGGCGACCGGCACCCCCGUGGUGGGCGGGCUCACGUACAGGGAGGGAAUCUACAUCGCUGAACACCUGAGCCAGACAGGUCUGCUGUCGGGCGUGGACAUGGUGGAGGUGAAUCCUCUGAGGGGACGCACAGACCAGGAGGUCCAGUCCACAACCGGGACCGCGGUGGACCUUCUACUGGCUUGUUUCGGCCGUCUGCGAGAAGGGAACCACCCUCCGGACUACCACUUACCCACGCCACCCAGCUAAAGAACCCCAGCAGCUUCUCCUUCUUCCUCCAAACUAACUUCUGUCUCCACUUGACAGACAUAAGCUCACCAAAGAACAUUUAUUUGAUUCACAGCUUCUUCGUGGCUGAGUUGCUGCUGUUCCCAAACUCUUCCAUUUUCUUAUAAUAAAGUCCACAGUUGACUUUG
This is a messenger RNA of Nerophis lumbriciformis (worm pipefish), 1232 nucleotides long. RefSeq names its product arginase 1 (gene arg1). Lineage: Eukaryota; Metazoa; Chordata; Actinopteri; Syngnathiformes; Syngnathidae. Gene Ontology annotation, molecular function: manganese ion binding; arginase activity. The record is from RefSeq and is a predicted model, not a curated record. Gene Ontology annotation, cellular component: cytoplasm; nucleus; cytosol.